CUGCCUCGUCCUGCGCCGCCAACCGUAGUUGUUUUGCCGUCUCCAUACAGUGUGGCUGAAGGGUGGAAAGGUAAUAUAAUGUAAUGUACCUUACCGUGGUCACUGACGGGUUCACGCCAGUUCACCGGGUUCACUUGAGGAGAGCUCCCACCCCCUGCUCGCCUCCUCUUCUUCUCCAAACGCAACGAUCGGAGCUAAUCCAAUAUUAUUCAUUUAUAUAUUCAUGUCGGAUUCAAUUUUUUCCCACCGACUGUUGAGGUUCCCUUGGAGCUGUUAAACUUGUCCAUGUGACAGGAGUCCUGCAGAGGGCAUGAAGCAACACUGUGAUAUCAUAGUGGCUGGUCCAUGACACUAAACUUCAUUAAACCCUCUCCACCCGCCCUCUGUUCUCAUCACACCGGACAAGCAAUCACUCACUCUCCAUCAACACAGAGCUGCAUCAUGGCCAGCAAGAGGAAAUCCACGGUACCAUGCAUGAUACCAUCCAAAUCCAAACAUGUGCGUGAGGAAAUCAUACUGGGCUCGCUACCAGAACUGCUACCAACCAUCCCAGAAGACAGCAUACUCAGCAUCUCUGGAGAAAAGUCUGGCCAUUUCUCUCACAGCUCCUCCAAAUCCGACAGUGGCAGCGAGAUGCAGAAAGGAGGUGCAUACAGCUGUCCAAAGUGCCGUUUCGAGUCCAGAGAUCUAAACUACUUUUUGGAUCACAUGCACAACUGCCACUUAGACUUCAGGGCUCAGCCCACUUUCUACUGCCUGAACUGUGAGGUGUCGGUCGUCCGCUUUGAGGCUCUGGCGCUCCAUAAUGCUACCGCCCACCCUAAGAUAAUGGAGGGCUUGGUCACUGCCUCCCUGACUGUCAACAAGAGGGAUGGAGUAACCACGGUGGAGCAGAGCCUCUUCACCGAGAGCGGAGAGGACUACAGAGAAUGCUCAAUCUCCCUCACAAAAACACCAAUUGCAAAGAUGAUGAAAAGCAAGGGGGAGCACAAAAAAAUUGUGGUUUCUCACACCGUGGAGGUACGCAAGAUAGACACUGGAAAGGAUGUAGACCCCAGCAUGAUGACAAAUGUGCCUGAACUCCAAAACGGGGCUCUCAGUCUUUCUGCCGCCCCAGCUAUGCCGAGGACAACUGUCGCUCACGUGACGAGGACGACAGUGCCCAACCAAGUCUUUCACCAGCACACUCCCUCCCUUUACUCCUCCCCCUCUGAAUCCAAUGGAGACCUUCCAAAGGUGAUGAUCCCCCUCAGCAGUAUCCCCACCUACGAUGCCGCCAUGGACACCAGCAGCUUUCUCAAGACAUCCUUUGGCAAAUUCCCCUACCCGACCAAAGCCGAGCUCUGCUACCUAACGGUGGUCUCAGAGUUCCCAGAGGAGCAGAUCAAACUGUGGUUUACCGCCCAAAGGCUCAAGCAGGGCAUCAGCUGGUCUCCGGAAGAGAUCGACGAGGCCAGGAGGAAGAUGUUCAACACUGUGUUUCAGGGUGGAGCGCCGCAGAAGCAACCCGCUGUACAACGGCACGUCAAUCACAUUGUAACCCACCACACUGUCCACGCAGGCUCAAAAGGACCAAACUUUCAGAUGGCCAAAGUUCCCUUUGGUGGUUUGAAAAGGCCUGUCGGAGCCACACAAACAAGCAUGUCAACCAACCCCAAUGUCACCAGGGUCUCGUACUCUACUCCAAUUCUCCCCCCAAGGUUCCCAUCUGUUGUCAGAACAACGCAGGUACUGACCAAGAGUAUUCAACCCACUGUGGAGCCACACAAGAGCAAUGGCCUGAGCUUGGAUAUGGCUGGAAGCGGCGUUUGUGUGAGUAGCACCAGCAGCAGCCGGAGCAGCAGUAGCAACAGUAGCUGCAGUAGCAGCAGCAGCAUCAGCAGCUAUUCCAGCAGUAGUAAUGGGGUUGAGACUCACAACAGGAAACCGGUGCAAAACAGCAGCCCAAAUAACAUCUUCGCCACUGGCUCUACCAACAUUAGCAAUAAUGAUGAGCACUGUGUUGCCAACUCCAACAGGAAAGCAAACGUCCAAAGCAGUUCGCCAAUUAGAUUGGGAGGUUCAAACGGCCCCAAGAGUCAAGUGAUCAUCGACAGCACCAGCAAAUUCACCAUCACCUGUAACAAUCACAACAACGGCAUCAUCAGUCCACAAGAGCAGGGCAACGCAGCUGAACCGAACGACGAUUGCAUCAACAACAAGAGCAACAACAGCAGUAUUAUCAAUGAACACCCCAGUACUCCCUGUAAUGACAGUGUCCCUAACCUGAACCAUGCCAGCAAAUCCCCAACUGAGAGCACCAGCACUUGUGUCAUUGAGAAAUCCUCUGUUUUAGACGAGGGUAAAUGCAACAAGGACGUUCCCAUAAAAGGCAUGUCAAUCCUACAGCAACUAAUCAACGACGAGAACCCGUAUGUUGGAGACAGAAGCGGUCCGCAGCUGAAGAUCAAUCCCAUCAAGAUCAACCUUAAGAGGCUGAAGAUUAACGAACCAGAUACUACGGCUGAGAUUGCACAUCGGGAUCAUAAGUCCGAGAUAGCCGAGGUGCUGUCUUUCUCACCGCCCUGGGCCAACAAGACCCCCCAGCAGCUGCACAUCCUCCGCCAGGUGUUCUCCACCACGCGCUGGCCGAGCAGUCAGCAGUACGAGGAGCUGAGCGGCCAGACGGGCCUUCCCAAGUCGGAGGUGGUGCGCUGGUUCAGCGAUAGCCGCUACAGCCACAAGAACGGGCAGCCGAAGUGGCUACCACCAGUGACAGAGGAAGUGAGGAGCCACGGAGAAGCGGAUGACGAGUCGCAGAAGGACGCUCCGGCAGCCAAAAAGAAACUUGUUGAGCUCGCCGUGAACAAGCACCUUGAAGGAGAGGCAGGACUGAACGCGCGGGUUGUGUGGCAGAAUUCAUUCUCCCCGCUGCUGGGUCUGAUGGGGUCCGAGGGGAGUGUGGAUCGAGGCCGAGCUGAGGAGGCAGCGCAGCCCGUAGUCCUGCAGGACCCCUGGGCCCAGAGGGCCGAGGACCACCAGCAGCCGGAGGCCACGCAGGCACUCAUCGAACAGAGUGACGCCAAUCAGGCCAGGGAUCGCCUGAGGAUGGAGCUGCUGGAGGUGUGAUGAAGCCGGAGGAACGAGAGGUUUUUAAAGGCUCGCUCCCCUGGACGAGGUCUAAACAAGAGUGUUCAUAAUGACAGCAGAUGUGAUUGUAGCUGGACCGAUGGACUCUGACUGUAACUGUGAAUACCCCCCAACCCUCCUCUUCCUCUUCCUCCUCUUCCUCCUCCUCCUCCUCCUCCUCCUCCUCCUCCUCCUCCUCCUCCUCCUCCUCCUCCUCCUCCUCCUCCUCCUCCUCCUCCUCCUCCUCCUCCUCCUCCUCCUCCUCCUCCUCCUGCCAUCACUUCCUGCCAUCGUCAAAAGAAAGAACUUCUCACCUUUGAGUCCUGUGAUGUUUAAGCCUUUCAUGCUUCUUUGUGGUUGUGUGGGGAGGGUGCACAAUGAGGUCAGUACGAGGGAUCAAAGAAAAGAACGAGAAAAGACGCACACUGACUGGAAAACUGACUUGAAUGAGCGAAGAUAGGAUAGGGCCGCGAGAUAUUGUGUUUGGGUGAGAGGGAGAAAUAUAUAUAUAUAUGAUUGAAACUGCACUAAAGAGGGUUUGUACUGACUGGACAAACAAAAAGACGUGUCAAGGAAAUGUUAUUGUUGGCUUUGUGAUAUUUUUUACUUUUUUAGCAACCAGUACUUCAGCACUGCCUUGAAUUUUACUUUUUCCGUUAUUUGGUUUUUUCAAUUCUAUUUACUCUUCUAUAGUCACUGUAAGUCCAGAUGCAAUCAAACAUGGUUUAUUUAGAUCUGUAUAAAUGUUAGUGAUCACUUUGCAGAACAGCUACACGCAAAAGACUAUAUACAAUGCACUAAUGAAGACAGCAAUGCUAAAAAUCACACUGCCCCACAGCAAAGGUAUUGAGCGCUCGCUGGAGAUCAAUACACUACACUGCCCUGCAAACUGAACAGAGAGAAGCCUGCCACGCUAACGUUGCCUUACUCAGCUCUGUCCAUGUGUUUAUAUGACCUGUCUGUCCAUAAACUUGCUUUCCAGCUAUCGUGCUGUCCUGAAAACAAAAAAAAGACAAAAAAAUAUGCCAGUGCAUCAAUGGUCACUGUUUGUCUAUAUCUGUGAAAAGAAUCUUGUGCUGCUUUCUGUACACUUGGAGAUGUUUAACUUUAAACUGUAAUUGUAUCAAAUAUUGUUACUGGCGAAAUGUUGUUUAAAGCGAAAUUAUCAAUUUGAUCCCUAGACACUGACAGAGUGAGAUAUUGUGCUAGCUAGAGAGCCAAAUGAGGAUUGCUCUCCUCUGAAUUUUCUUGUGUUCAUAUAAACAUACAGUCACUACAUGAAUCCUAUGAAGCUGCAUCUUUGUCAAGCUGCUAAUAGCUAAGAACGGUGCUAUACCAUCCAAAGUGAAAUUGGAGGUCAAUCUCCUACCAGCAGUGUAUGCACUUGUGUCGAAUGUUACAAAUUUAUUUUGGUUUGAGAUACAUGGAAUCUGGACUUACGGUGUUAUGAUCAUUUAAAAAGAAAAAAAAAAAAAAAAAAAAAAAAACUUUUAUGAAAUAGUCUGAUCAUAAAGCACUGUUGUAUCAUCCUUUCUACACUUCUGAAUCUUUACAGAAUAAACUGAAUACUCACCAAGCA
Molecule: messenger RNA, 4687 nt
Organism: Gymnodraco acuticeps
Lineage: Eukaryota; Metazoa; Chordata; Actinopteri; Perciformes; Bathydraconidae
Product: zinc fingers and homeoboxes protein 3
Exons: 3
Coding region: 346-3108 (920 amino acids)
Biological process (GO): regulation of transcription by RNA polymerase II
Cellular component (GO): nucleus
Molecular function (GO): DNA-binding transcription factor activity, RNA polymerase II-specific; DNA binding
Source: RefSeq, a predicted model, not a curated record